Messenger RNA from Drosophila ficusphila, 9708 nucleotides. It is a transcript of the gene faf, whose product is annotated as probable ubiquitin carboxyl-terminal hydrolase FAF. Gene Ontology annotation, molecular function: cysteine-type deubiquitinase activity; cysteine-type endopeptidase activity. The record is from RefSeq and is a predicted model, not a curated record. Gene Ontology annotation, biological process: cell migration; protein deubiquitination. Gene Ontology annotation, cellular component: nucleus; cytosol. NCBI's taxonomy places the organism in Eukaryota, Metazoa, Arthropoda, Insecta, Diptera, Drosophilidae.
GAACUGGCUCAGUUCAAAACUAGUUCGUCCGAACUGCACAACCCUAGCAAAAGAAAUAACUAAAUAUAAUUAAUUUAUCGCGAAUUGCGAAGCGAGCGGUUAAGAAGCACGUCGUGCCAGUAGCACCACAUCUCCCCGCAGGACUCGCAACACUUUUCCGUAGGCUAGGCAGUUUAUAGAUUUUUGCAAACUUGUGCCGCUGACCAGGAAUAUGUAAACGCAACGCACGGCGCCAGUUCUUAUUGGGAAAAGGACAAUAAGAGAGAGCCCAAACACGAGGAGUCGCCGACCAACAGUGCCUCAAGAAACACCAAGGAAGCGGGGUAGCUCUCAAACUGGACAAGGAGUGCUCCGGAUACCUCACAACUGCCAUAAGCCAACAGCCAAAAGCACCACCCGUGCAGACUGCAGACGACUUGGCUGGAGAGGAUCCGCCCGGUGAACAGCACCACCAUGACGUUCGACACACGCAGGCACACCACCGCACAGUCUGGUACGGGCACUACAGCCACAAGCAGCAGCACCACCACCACAGCAACCACCACAACGAGUCCGGCGCAGAGUGCGGGAACGGGAUUAGGGUUGGGAUCGGGACCUAGCUCAGGAUCACUUACGGGAACUAUCACCACUUCUACCUUGCCAGGUGGAGGAGGAGGAGGAGGAGCGGGUGGCCUGGACAGCAGUCAGGAGCAACAGACGGCGGACAGCAGCCAGAGUUCCGAUGAUGUAGCCGCCUCUUCUUCGGCGGGAAGCGUGGACAGCACCGUCACAUUAGUGCCUCCAGAAAAGCUUAUUUCUUCGUUUCCCACUACGAAGCUGAGAUCGCUGACCCAGAAGAUAUCCAAUCCCCGGUGGGUAGUGCCCGUUCUGCCUGAACAGGAGUUGGAGGUACUUCUGAACGCUGCCAUUGAGCUAACCCAAGCUGGUGUCGAUCACGACUGCGAGCCAUGUGUGGAGUUCUACCGCAACGGCUUGAGCACUUCGUUUGCCAAGAUCCUAACCGACGAGGCCGUAAACUCGUGGAAAUACAACAUCCACCACUGCAUACUCGUGUCUUGUGGCAAGCUGCUGCACUUGAUUGCCAUCCACAUGCAACGCGACAAUCCUUACCUGCUUGACUUGCUGGCCAUCGUUUUCGAUCCGGAAAAUAAGUUUAACACGUUCAAUGCAGCCCGUCAGCCGGAGUGCUUCGCCUCACCGGACUGCAUUUGGGGUCAGUUGGACAGCAACAAGAUGUACGCCCGGCCGCCGGCUGAGCCAAAGAAUGCUCGCGGCUGGCUGGUGGAUCUCAUAAACCGCUUUGGCCAGCUGGGAGGCUUUGACAAUCUGUUGGAGCGGUUUAACAGCGGACUGGAGUUACUGAAGCGCAACCAAAACAAGGCCACCGGCAAGGGAGUGAGUGGCGAGGGCAGUGGGGAAGGAAGCUGUCAAGAUAACCGUCUUACAUUGGCGCUGAUCCACAAUCUCCUGCGACCAUUUGGUCAAUGCUACGAGCUGUUGACGCCGGCUACCAUCGCAAAGUACUUUAUGCCCACCUGGAACGUGGUGUUGGACCUUUUGGACAGCUUCUCAGACGAAGAGCUAAAGCGCGAGGUUAAACCCGAGGGUCGGAAUGACUACAUUAACGGGAUCGUAAAGUCGGCCCGCUUCCUGGCCAGUAGAUUGACGGGUCAGGAGGAGCUGAUCCGCGAUUUGGAGAUGUUCCGACUUAAGAUGAUCCUCCGCCUUCUGCAGGUGUCCAGCUUCAAUGGCAAGAUGAACGCCCUUAAUGAGAUCAACAAAGUGCUCUCCUCGGUGGCAUAUUACUCGCAUCGAUCCCAACCCUUGCCCCACUGUAUGCCCGAAGACGAGAUGGAGUGGCUGACGGCGGAGCGCAUGGCACAGUGGAUCAAGUCGUCGGACGUCCUGGGCAUCGUACUAAAGGACUCGCUGCACCAGCCCCAAUAUGUAGAGAAACUGGAAAAGAUUAUCCGAUUUCUAAUUAAGGAGCAGGCACUGACGCUCGACGACUUGGAUGCUGUUUGGAGAGCUCAGGCCGGCAAGCACGAGGCGAUCGUGAAAAAUGUGCACGAUCUUUUGGCAAAACUGGCUUGGGAUUACCCCGAACAACUUGACCAUCUCUUUGAGGCUUUUCAAGCCAGCAUGACCACGGCCAACAAAAGGCAGCGAGAGAGGCUUCUAGAACUGAUUCGUCGGCUGGCUGAGGACGACAAGAACGGAGUAAUGGCUCAAAAGGUGCUGAAACUUUUCUGGACACUGGCCCACAGCCAGGAGGUCCCGCCGGAGGUGCUCGACCAAGCGCUGGGCGCACAUGUCAAGAUUUUGGACUACAGCUGCUCGCAGGAGCGGGACGCGCAGAAAACCAUUUGGUUGGACAAGUGCGUUGGCGAGCUUAAGUCGGGCGAUGGAUGGGUGUUGCCUGCCCUACGUUUAAUCAGGGAUAUUUGUUGUUUAUAUGACACUACGCCGAAUCAUGCUCCUCGCACUCAAACGGGAACGAACCGCCAGCAGGUGAUCGAGCGGCUGCAGAACGAAUAUUCUUUGGUCAUACUGGUCACUAAUAGCUUGACUGCUUACAUGGAAAGGGUUCGCCAAAUGGUGAGCGAGACACCCGGCCUGGAAGCGGCCACCAUCCUUAUUGACGGAAGGUUUCCUCAUCAUGCCCAAAUCGCGGAGCGUCUGGAGUUUCUCAAGUUCCUUCUGAAAGACGGACAACUGUGGCUUUGUGCAGAUCAGGCAAAGCAGAUAUGGCACUGCUUAGCGGUGAACGCAGUUUUUCCGGCGGAUCGCGAAGAGUGCUUCCGGUGGUUCGGCAAGCUGAUGGGCGAGGAGCCAGACUUGGACCCCGGCAUCAACAAGGACUUCUUCGAGAACAAUAUUCUGCAACUAGACCCGCACCUGCUUACCGAGAGCGGAAUCAAGUGCUUCGAGCGCUUCUUCAAGGCGGUCAACUCCAAAGAGGACAAGCUGAAAGCGAUACACAGGGGAUAUAUUCUGGACAACGAGGACCUUAUAGGGAAGGACUACCUGUGGCGGGUGAUCACCACAGGGGGCGAGGAGAUUGCCGGGAAGGCCAUCGAUCUGCUUAAGGAAGUGUCGACGGCGUUGGGGCCACGGUUGCAGGAAAACAUAGCCGAGUUUCACGAGAUGUUCAUCGGGGAGUGCUGCUCCCGCCUGCGCACCCACUACGGAAACAUUGUGAUUCUGGGCAAGACGCAGCUCCAAGAGGAAUUGGAAGCACCCGACCAGUCGGACAACGCUAACGACGAGUCGAAAGACUCCAAAAUGCGUUUUAUCGAAGCGGAGAAGAUGUGCCGCAUUCUUAAGGUGCUGCAAGAAUACGUUAAGGAGUGCGACCGCUCCUUCAGCGGCGAUCGCGUCCACUUGCCUCUUAGUCGAGUGACGAGGGGAAAAAACAUAAGUCUGUACAUCCGUUUCCAGAACCCAGGUAGGCCUAUCGACGACCUGGAGAUUGUAACACAUAGCAACGAGACGAUGGCUGCUUUCAAGCGGAGUCUGCUGAAGCGCAUCAAGGGCACAUCGACGACCAAUAUAAAGGUUGAUCUCUUCUACACAAAUGGCGAAAUGAUCGAGGUAUCCGACGAGAUAAAUCCGCUUUACCAGUACACAAUCCGAGACAAGAUGAUCCUCACAGCGAAGCUCACACCUGUGGGCACCGGACUGGCUAGCAGUCCUGACUCCUCCAGCGACUCGAGUACCGGCUCUCCCCCGCGACCCUGUCCCGACAUGCAGCGAGUGGAGUCGGAGAGCACGCUGCCCGGCGUCAUCAUUUCACAAAACUACCAGUACACUGAGUUCUUUUUGAAGCUCUACCAGCUGGGCAGUGACCUAGAACACGGCCGUCUGCGGGACAGCGCCAAGGUUCUGCUGCACUUGCUUCCCUGCGACCGACAAACUAUGCGCCAGCUCCAGUUAAUGUGCAAGAUACCCAAGGCGUCCGUUACGGUGCCAUUGGUGGGGGAAAAGAGUUCUAAGGACGAGGACGAGCAACUGAACUCAACUGAGCAGCCGGCGAAUGAAGCUGAAGAGGAAAACUGUACGCCGGAGCAGAUGUUCCUGCACCCGACACCCGCCCAAGUUCUGUACAAUCUGAGUGUGCUGCAUGGGCUGCUAAUCCCAGCGCUGGAUCCUCUAGGCGAAGGAGCUCUGCUCGUGCAGUCUGCGUGGAUGCACUCGGGCUGCGCUCAUUUCGUGCUGGAGCUGUUGACUAAAAACAAUUUCCUGCCCAGCGCCGAUAUGCACACAAAGCGUGCCUCCUUUCAGUGCGUGCUUCGGUUGGCGAAGCUAUUCCUGUACAUCGUGGGCAGUGUUCUGUCGCGCGUUGGCGAUGAGCCCAUGAUCUGCGACCUUGACAACGGAUCCCGCUCCCAGGUAGACAUCCUGAAGCAGAACUUCUCUGCAAUGCCGAACAGCUCGCAGGGCACUUUGCGGGCGAUAUCCGCGAAGCUCGCAGUGAUGCUGGCACGCGAAAUGCUCUCUGCCAGCCAGGAGGGCGAUCGCUGCCGCACGCUCUUUACCUCAACGCUGCAAUGGUCCUGUCCCGACAUUUCCACCAUAAAGGCGGUCGUGCAGCUGGCCUGGGCUUCGUCGUGCGGCAAUCUUCAAGCUCUGGGAAACAGCAGCGGUGAGUUUGAAGACGAAGUGAUCCAGCCCGACGGGCAGGAUUUUAGCAUGUGUAAGGAGGCACUAGAGGUGCUCACCAUCUCGUUCAUCCUGAACCCAAGUGCCAACGAGGCGUUGAGUAGCGAUGCUAACUGGCCCAAAUUCAUCACCUCCAUCGUGCUAAAGAACCCGCUUCGCCAUGUGCGGCAGGUGGCCUCGGAGCAGCUGUUCCUGGCUUCCACCUACUGCGCCAGCGACCGGCGGCCGUUCGUGUACAUGGUCAACCUGUUGGUUGGCGCGCUGAAAACACUAGUUCCCCAAUAUGAGGCCACCUGCGCCGAGUUCUUUUCGGUCCUAUGCCGCACGCUGUCUUAUGGAUGCAUCUACAACUGGCCGCUGCAAAUCAGCGAGGGACUGUUGGACGACGAGAUUAAGUGGCUCCAGCGCAUACGGGAAAAUGUCCGAGCUACCGGUGACACUCAGGUGCACGAGGAGCUUCUCGAGGGCCACCUGUGCCUGGCAAAGGAACUGAUGUUUUUCCUGGCCGCCGACUCAAAGGCGCAACUCAACGAGCUCAUCCACGAGCUCAUUGACGACUUUCUCUUCACGGCUUCGCGCGAAUUCCUGCAUUUACGGCGGCAUGGCAAUCUUCGGCAGGACACGGUUCCGCCACCGGUUUGCCGCAGCCCACACACUAUCGCCGCUGCCUGCGAUCUCCUCAUUGCCUUGUGCCAGCUCUGUGUUCCUAAUAUGAAGCUACUCACCAAUACACUCAUCGAUUUCGUCUGUACGGAUACGGAUCCGUUGCGCGAAUGGGACUAUCUGCCGCCGGUGGGCGCCAGACCAACCAAAGGUUUCUGCGGACUGAAAAACGCCGGGGCCACUUGCUACAUGAACUCGGUUUUGCAGCAGCUUUACAUGGUUCCGGCGGUUCGGGUGGGCAUCCUACGAGCCCACGGCGCGGCGACCACCGACGGUGAGGACUUCAGCGGUGACUCCGAUAUGACAGGCGGUGGUUUAGGACCGGCCCUUUUCUCGGGACCCGCCUCUGCCCUAGUCACAUUUUCCUCGUCAUCGGGCGCUGUCGAGGAUGGGACGCAGGAUGUGCGAAAGAACUAUCACGUGGUGAUUCUCAAGCACGUUCAGGCCAUUUUUGCCCACUUGGGCCACAGUGCUCUGCAGUUCUACGUGCCCCGCGGUCUGUGGACGCAUUUUAAGCUGCAAGGUGAGCCUGUAAAUCUCCGCGAGCAACAAGAUGCGGUGGAGUUCUUCAUGUCCCUGUUCGAGAGCCUUGACGAGGGUCUGAAGGCGCUUGGCCAGCCGCAACUGAUGAAUGCGACGCUGGGAGGCUCGUUCAGCGACCAGAAGAUCUGCCAAGAGUGCCCCCAUCGCUACUCCAAAGAGGAACCAUUUAGUGUAUUUAGUGUCGAUAUUAGGAAUCAUAGCUCAUUAACCGAAUCUCUGGAGCAGUAUGUUAAAGGAGAACUGCUCGAGGGAGCCGAUGCAUACCAUUGUGAUAAAUGUGAUAAAAAAGUAGUUACCGUUAAGCGGCUAUGUGUGAAGAAGCUGCCACCCGUGUUAGCCAUACAACUGAAGCGCUUCGAAUACGACUACGAACGCGUCUGUGCGAUUAAAUUUAAUGAUUAUUUUGAAUUUCCGCGAAUCCUGGAUAUGGAGCCUUACACAGUUUCUGGCCUAGCAAAGCUAGAGGGCGAGGUGGUGGAGGUGGGUGAUAAUUGUCAAGCAAACGUUGAGACGACAAAGUACGAACUAACCGGAAUUGUGGUGCACAGUGGCCAGGCUUCCGGAGGGCACUAUUUUAGCUACAUACUCUCCAAAAACCCAGCGAACGGAAAGUGCCAGUGGUAUAAGUUUGACGACGGCGAGGUCACUGAGUGCAAAAUGCACGAAGAUGAGGAAAUGAAGGCGCAGUGCUUCGGUGGCGACUACAUGGGCGAGAUCUACGACAACAAUUUAAAACGCAUGCAGUACCGCCGGCAGAAGCGCUGGUGGAACGCCUACAUGUUGUUCUACACCCGUUGCGACCAAAGUCCCGAGCAAUAUGAGCCCAGUGUCGAGCAGUUGUCCCUUACAGAAAGCCGAAAUUUCGUUUUGCCGCUGCCAAAGCCUAUCGAACGCAGUGUGCGACACCAAAACAUUCGGUUUCUUCACUCCCGAAGCAUUUUCUCUGUGGAGUUUUUCAACUUCAUUAAAAAGCUAGUCAGCUGCAAUAUUCCCUCAACGCGGAGUGAUAAGAUCACUCCUGCGGCCGAGGAGCUUUCGCUGCUGGGCGUGCAAUUGGCAUCGCAGUUCCUGUUCCACACCGGUUUCCGCACAAAGAAGUCGCUACGCGGACCCGUCAUUGACUGGUACGACGCGCUCUCACAUCACAUACGUUCCUCGGCAUUGGUUCGCAAGUGGUUCGCAAACCAUGCGCUCCUCUCGCCGCCUUCCCGCUUGGGGGAGUACAUCUUAAUGGCUCCGUCGCCGGAAGUGCGUACAGUCUUCGUCAAACUGGUGGUUUUCUUUUGCCACUUUGCCAUUAACGAUGAACCACUUACUGGCUAUGACGGUGCCAAUCUCUGCGAACAGGUGCUCAUCAGCGUACUGCGCCUGCUGAAAUCCGAGGCAGCCGACUAUGGCAAACACCUGCCCCACUAUUUUAGCCUGUUCAGUAUGUAUGUGGGUCUGGGAACACGCGAAAAGCAGCAGCUGCUAAGGCUUAAUGUGCCGCUUCAGUUUAUCCAAGUGGCGUUAGACGACGGCCUUGGUCCGGCUAUUAAGUAUCAGUAUCCGGAGUUCAGCAAGCUUCACCAGGUGGUUUCGCAUCUGGUGCGCUGCAGCGAUGUCAGCGAAAAGUGCCAGAGCUCCAACCAAAACGCCCGUCCACUGCCCAAUCCGUUCAAGGAUGCCUCUGUGGCGCACGAGGAGCUUACCCCGCUAAGCACUGAGUGUAUGGAUUUGCUUUUUAAUCGCACGGCCUACAUCAAAAAGGUAAUCGAGGAUACCAACGUGGGCGACGAGGGGCUCAAGUUGCUUCAGUACUGCAGCUGGGAGAAUCCGCACUUUUCGCGUGCCGUGCUGACCGAACUUCUGUGGCAAUGCGGAUUCGCCUAUUGCCACGACAUGCGGCACCAUACGGAUCUGCUGCUAAACAUCUUGUUGAUCGGCGAUUCCUGGCAGCACCACCGCAUCCACAAUGCGCUCAACGGAGUGGCGGAGGAGCGCGAAGGCCUGCUGGAUACCAUUCAGCGGGCGAAGACUCACUACCAGAAGCGAGCGUACCAGAUUAUUAAGUGUCUUACGCAGUUGUUCCACAAGUCGCCGAUCGCACUGCAGAUGCUUAACACAAACCCGGCCAUUAGUCGGCAAUGGAGCAUUGCCGUAGAGUGGCUGCAGGACGAGCUAGAACGGCAGAGGGGCAUCGGUUGCCAGUACAACUCGUACUCGUGGUCGCCGCCAGCGCAGAGCAAUGACAACACUAACGGCUACAUGCUGGAACGGUCGCAGUCGGCCAAGAACACGUGGACUAUGGCCUACGAGCUCUGCCCGGAUGAGGUCAGCGAGAAAACGGAACAGGACGAGAACAACGAGUCUGAUUUGGAGUCGAACCUCGACGAAAACAAGACGGAACAGACGGCACAGCCGGUAGCGGCGCAGGAGGCUAUUUCCGGAGGAACCGAGCAGCCGCUGGAAAGCAAGACGCCCACCACAAACAGUCCAUCUACGGGCGCCUGGCCGGCACGUGUGGAUAGCAAUUCCAUUCCCCGGCUCUCGCGUCAGCUCUUCGGAGCGUAUACGACGCCGAGCGGUGGCAUGACCAUCGCAUCCACCGCACCCACACUAUCCACGACAGCGACGGCGGGCAGCGGGGCCAACAGCGAGACGGAGAGCAGUGCUCAGGAGACCACCGGCGAGUCGAAUAUCAACGGGCUGACAAACAGCCUCGACCAAAUGGAGCUAACGGCCAAAAAGAAGUAUCGCAGGGUGAUGAGAAGAAAACUAGGGGGAAGUAAGGACGAGGAGGACGCGACGGUGGAGACCUCGGAGGCGACGAUUUCGCCAGCGACAACUACUGAGACGGCAGAAACUUCGACACCAGCCAUUACAACGGAAACGGAAACGGGGUCGGGAUCGGGACAGCUCCCGGCAAGGAUAGAGAAAAACUUAAUCUAAAACCCGGAGGAAACCACAAUCGAAAAGUUAUAUGCAAUAAAUUGUAAUCGCAACCUAACGAGAGCAGCAACUUAUGAGGAGCAUCCAUAGCGUUAAGUAAACCAAAGCAGCCAGGCAAUGAGAGCGGUGUGGACAGCAGGUGUUUAGCUAGUGGGGCUCCUGCCGUCGAAAAGAGACUUAAUGGGUUAAUAUGCGCAGUAGAGAAAAACCGUAGAUAUUAACAAAUAAAACGAUGCGAGUCAAGGAUCGAGAGCCUGUGUGCGAGAUAAGUCCCACGGUAUGUACCAGAGAAGGUGUUUAGUAGUUAUCGAACUUUAUAAUUACCUUAACAGAGACACAGAUACAGACACCUUAAACAAAAACACCCAUCACACCACACACAAAACGAACACAAACAAAGAAACACACUCAUAAUUACUAAGAAGCGUUAAGUUGCACGUUUACAGUACCAUAUAAUUGUAUUUAUAUAGUAUAUAAAUGAUGUAUUACGUAUUGAAGCCGAGCAACAUUAACUAAUACUAACCGAAUUAAAAAGAAAUCAAAACGAAUGGAAGCAUAUAGAUACGAUACUAGAAAACCUAAUGGAAACAAUUCGGCUGAAUGUAAGAAUUAGGGCAAGAUACCAAAUUGCAUCUUCAGUACUCAGUACUCGCCUCUGAAACUGUUUCCAUUAUAAUACUUCAACAGCGUAAACCAAGUUAAUGGGAUGCUAAAUCAAAACAAAACAGUAUAAACUCAAGAACAGAAUGGACUAAGGCAACACGAGCAUAAAGAAAACUUGAUUAUGGUUAUACUAAGUAUAUAUAUAUAUAUUUUAAAUGAUUAGUGUUUGGUAUUAAGUGAAAUUUGUUAAACAUUUAUUAAAUUAUUAUGUUUUAAGUUGCGAAAUAAAAGCGAAAUGUAAGCAAA